Molecule: messenger RNA, 1143 nt
Organism: Eucalyptus grandis
Lineage: Eukaryota; Viridiplantae; Streptophyta; Magnoliopsida; Myrtales; Myrtaceae
Product: disease resistance protein RUN1-like
Exons: 3
Coding region: 1-1143 (380 amino acids)
Biological process (GO): defense response; signal transduction
Molecular function (GO): ADP binding
Source: RefSeq, a predicted model, not a curated record
AUGGCCUUCCGAGAUGAUCACCACCCAGAUCUUCAGAGGGGAAAAUGCAUUAAACCUGAAAUAUUGAGGGCAAUACAACAAUCAAGACUUGUACUUGUGAUAUACUAUAAAAACUACGCUUCUUCUACUUGGUGCCUGGAAGAAGUUGCUAAGGUUGUGGAGUGCAAGGAUAUCAAUGAAGGAUCAAUGAUACCAAUUUUCUAUGAGGUUGAUCCAUCUGACAUACGGAAACUGAGGGCAAACUUUGGGAUAGGCUUUGCUAAAAUUGAGGAAGCUUAUUUAUGCUACAAGAGAGAUAUAAAGAAAUAUGAGACUGAGUUCAUUCAGCAAAUCAUUGGAGAAGUCGAAAAUAAACUGGGUCCUCGGCUGUUCUAUGUCGUAGGCGGUCUUGUGGGAAUGCAUUCCCACGUUGCAAAUGUAGUUGAAUGUUUAUGCUUGGACGAGAGCGAUGUGCGCAGUAUUGGCAUGUGGGGUAUGGGUGGCGUAGGCAAAACAACUAUUGGACGAGUAGUUUGUGAAAAAAUCCGUGGCCAAUUUAAUGAUGGAUGUUGUUUUCUUGCCAAUGUCAGAGAAAUUUCAAAAAAGAAUGGUAUAGUGUAUAUACAAAACCAGUUUCUUGGUGAUAUUGUCGAAGACGAUAAUUUGAGAAUUGGGGAUGAUCACAGAGGUGCGAACAUGAUAAUAGAACGACUACAACAUAAAAAAGUUCUUGUUAUACUUGAUGACUUGGAUGAAAAGGAGCAGAUGGAAAAAUUAGCAAGAGGUUUUGAUUGGUUUGGAAGUGGAAGUAGGAUCAUUAUAACAACUAGAGAUGAACAUUUGCUUCUCCAAUAUGGAGUAAAUUCCAUAUAUAAGGUGGAUGAACUAUCCUUUGGUGAGGCUCUCCAACUAUUUUGUUUGAAAGCUUUUAGAAGUAACCAUCCUCUAGUAGAGUUCAAUGAGCUCGUGGAGCAGGGAAAUGAGAAACCUUAUGUUAUGGAGGUUCUGGACCAUUGCGGCUUGUAUGCAGAUAUUGGAAUCAAAGUCCUUGUCGAUAAAUUUCUUAUCCAAAUUGUGGGCAAAAAAUUGUGGAUGCAUGACUUGCUACAAGAGAUGGCUUGGGAAAUUCUUCGUCGAGAGUCUCCUGAAGAGCCAGGAGAAUGA